CAAUACUGCCAACAUGAAGGCGUUCGAGUAGGAUUUGGCUGAUCUGCAACUUAUUGAAGUGUGAUUGUUUUGUGUAACUGUAUUGGAAGUAUUUUCGUUGCAUAAAUUGUUCUGUUCGGUGACAGUAUUGCAGUUUAAUAGCCACACAUUCUCGUUGAAAUGCCACUGGACAAUCUCAGUCAUUUUGACGAGAGGAGUGGAGUCGUGUCGUGCCGCACUGACUGGGGCUGCUGGUGGCAGACCGUACAUGAAGUGCACAUUGAAGUCAACCUGUCUAAAAAUACGAAGGCAAAGGAUGUGUCUGUGAAAGUCCGUGCCACUGAAAUUAACUGCACUGUCUGCAAAGAGGUUGUUUUCAAGGGUCAGUUAUACAGUACAGUGCAUCCUGAUGAAACAGUUUGGACGCUAGAAGACAAUACGCUGCUGAGCAUUGUGCUGGCCAAAGCGGAUGUUGCCUUAACGGAUGAAAUAUGGGUGUCCUUGCUUCAAGGGGAUAUGUACAGACCAGAUCCAUUCACACUACACGAGAUGAGAACGAAGCUGGACCUCGAGAGGUUUCAGAUCGAAAAUCCUGGAUUUGACUUCAGUCACGCAAAAUUAUCCAAGAGUUACGAUCGCCUGCCGGGUUGGUCAGUAAAUACGACGAAGAAAAAUAAGGAUGAGGAGGAGACGUGAAGUGUGGCCACUGGAUGCCCCAUUUCACAGGAACUGUCUUUCGUUGUGAUGUAAUUGUCCGUGUACAUUCAGAUAAUUAAAUGAAGUAUUUUUCUCCUA
Messenger RNA from Zootermopsis nevadensis, 774 nucleotides. RefSeq names its product nudC domain-containing protein 2. Gene Ontology annotation, cellular component: cytoplasm. Gene Ontology annotation, biological process: protein folding. Lineage: Eukaryota; Metazoa; Arthropoda; Insecta; Blattodea; Termopsidae. The record is from RefSeq and is a predicted model, not a curated record.